GUUACAAAGGUAUAAAGUAAAAGUAUUAUAUUACCGACACUACAAAGCGCGGGAUUUGUGAGUUUUCUUAGAUAGCCACAUUUUCAUAAACGAACUGAGUUAUUCCUCGCUCGCUGAUUGGCUAUAAUUUCUAUCAAUAAGAAGCUGGACAGACAUAAAAUUUUUAUUUAUGCAAGACGGAACAUCCGCUUAAUACGGACACCCGUAUAUAACGGACAGUUUCUAAAAUUUACCCUUUUAAUACGGACACCGGAUAAUACGGACACAAUGGACACUUUUCUGUGUCCUGAGGCACAAACUCUGUCAACCCUGCUAUUUACAGGCACUGGCUAUCUGCGUACCGUCUAUUUUCCUUGUCACAAUCACGUGCUAUUUGUAGAUAUUUUACACUGUCCAAACAAUGACAGAUUUCUGGGAUUAAGUAGCAGAAUAGCUUGAUAUGUUUGAUUUUAAGUCAGUCUUUCUUUCCGUGUACUAUAUAGCCAUUUAAUAAUUACUACUCAAGUUUCACUUCCUUGGCUUUUCGGCGCAGUCAUUGUUCCUACCCUUCUUCCUCUUUGUCUGCCAUAGUCUUUAUAUCAAUACAAGAUGUUUCCGGGGCCUUUUUACGGAGAGCCCAGUUAAUACAGCCAUCCGCAUGAUACGGACGCCAUGGCAUGUCCCCUAAUGUGUCCGUAUUAACCGGGUUCUACUGUUAGUAGUUUCUUUUUGAAAGGCACAAUGUUUUUUUACUGAUCCUUUUUCCAAACUUUUGUUAAAGUAAAAAGCAAAUUGACGCCAGGUCUGCGGCAACAUUGCAAAUUUUUCUAAUACAUUCACUCACCUGGGGCUCGUGCUCGUGGAUCCACAACACUUUGACAAUGUCAUGAUGCGAUGUUAUGAUCAAUAAGAGGACAGACGAUAAAGAAACUAGCGUCAAUGUGAUGAAAUAAGCCAAUUUUAGUGCAUAAAACUAGAAAUACGUUUUCGCAAAAAUGUCGCGAAGCUAACGGGGUCAUCAGUGAGAAUUAACAGUAAAAAGCCAAAAGGUAAAAAAACGAUGAAAGAAAAAAAAAUGGAAGUAGACACGCCGGGGUUGGAACCCAGUUAAACCCCAACUUCCUCCAGCGAAAAAGUGCGGCCUCUGACGACUGGGCCAUGCGACCUGCGCCGAUAACUCAUCAAAAUUGAUAGCGAUGAAGUAUUUUUCUCUGCCAUUCACACUGUUUGAACCUUAUGGAGCUGUAUUUAUCAUGAAUUCAAGAUACAUUUGAGGAAAAAUAGGUCAAACGAGUAUUUCAAAACCAUUUCGCAUUAUUUCCGUGUUUAUUCACUCUCGGGCUUUAAAUAGGCCGCUUGAUUAACGGAGUGGUCUUCUUCUUCGCUGCUCUCGCUGAAGUUCAGGUCAACGUUCUUUCGGUGUUAAACCUUCCACGGCAAGGACUUCCACUUGUCCAAUUGGGCACUGUUGUGUUUGCAGCUCGCUGUUAUUUGCCUCAGAAAUACUUUGCGAUUCGCCAGCGUACAGUAAACAGAGGAUGGAUAAAAAGACGCUGGCCGUGUUGCCUGGAAACCCAAAAUGCACGAUGACGUGCAUUUGGCGUCUUUAUUAUUUGUUUAUGGCUUGUUGCUAGGCAACUGCGGAUACCAAACCGAUAGAAAGAUUUAUGACCAAAGCGAAAUCGCAGCUCGCUUGCGAUCCUCAGGUAAUCCGCGCGCUGCGCGCGCGACAAAAUUAUACACUCGCUCCGCAAGAACUUCAUGUCCACCUACCGAUAGGUGUAACACUGCUGCAACUGGGUGGUUGAAUGGUGGACACCCUACAGUAGCAGACGGUCAGGUCAACAGGACGGUGUGUUUUCACUAUGUGACUUCAGGCUGCUGUGAAUGGUCAACAAACAUCAAAGUGAGAAAUUGUGGUUCAUAUUAUGUGUACUAUCUUAGUGGUACACCUACUUGUAAUCUCGGUUAUUGUGGCACUAACUAAAAACAAGGUGCAAG
Porites lobata is the source of this 1980-nucleotide messenger RNA. Lineage: Eukaryota; Metazoa; Cnidaria; Anthozoa; Scleractinia; Poritidae. The record is from the annotation of a GenBank genome assembly.